AUGGAAAUCGCCGACCAGGUUGAAUACCUCUUGGCUUCACCACCGCCUGACAACCCCAACGAUCGGCUGAAGGAGGCUAUUCUUUCCCGCCCUGAAUGCACCGAGCAAUCCCGGCUCCGCCAACUUCUAUCCGAGGAAGAACUGGGCGAUCGGCGGCCAACCAAAUUACUGCACCGCAUGAAGCAGCUCCUCGGAGACUCGGCUGAUACUCAGCCCUCGAUCCUGCGGGAGCUCUUCCUCCAGCGGCUCCCACAGCAAGUCCGCUUGGUACUGGCCGGAUCUGACGAGGUCUCCCUCGAUAACCUUGCCCAGUUGACGGACCGCAUGAUCGACUACUCCGCCCCUUCUGCGCCACCUUUCACACGGACUGAGAACAUCGCGGCUGUUCCCCGUCUGAUCCUAUGCUCCGUGAUCUACAAGCGGAACUCAAAGAGCUUACGGACGCUGUUGCCGCUAUGCGCACUGACCUUUCUGGGCGCCCAUGUGCACUCUGCCGUGCUCCUGGGCGGGAAACUUGGGGGCCAGUCGAUAGCGGCGGCCUACGACUCUGGCACACCGGCAAGCCGUCUGUUCUUCAUCACCGACCGGGUCGCGGGCCAUCGGUUCUUGGUGGAUACGGGUGCCGAGGUCAGCCUUGUGCCUCCUACACGGGCUGACCGAAUCCACGGCAAGUCCUCCGCCACCCUCCUCACCCGCCUCAUCGAUGUCUACCUUUGGAAAUUGACAGACACCCUGACCACCCUUUCGCUGUCUGGUACGCCCGCGCUGCAGACUUCUACGGGCAUUCGUUCUGCGCUGCCUGCGUCCUGCUACGCCGCUAUUCUCGCUGAUUUUCCCGCUGUGACCAAGCCGUGCAACCUUGAGGUUACGCCCAAGCACUCAGUCAUGCACCACAUCCAGACCACCGGACCACCCGUGGUAUCACGCCCCCGUCGGCUCUUUGGUGAGCGCCUCCAGAUUGCUCGCCUGCCAGACCAGUAUCCCUUGCCGCACAUCCACGAUUUCACCAGUGGCCUUGCUGGUGCGACCACCUUCAGCAAGAUCGAUCUGGUCAAGGCCUACCACCAGAUCCCAGUAGCGCCCGAGGACAUUCCGAAGACGGCCAUUAUCUCACCGUUUGGCCUCUUCGAAUUCUUCCGAAUGCCGUUCGGUCUUCGGAAUGCUGCACAGACUUUCCAGCGCUUUAUCAACGAGGUCAUACGAGGUCUUCCAUUCGUGUUUGCGUAUCUGGACGAUCUGCUCAUUGCAAGCAAGUCUCCUGAGGAACACGAAGCACACCUGCGCCAGGUGUUCCAGGGCCUGGACGACAACGGCCUUGUCAUCAAUCCAGGCAAAUGCCUUUUCGGCGUUCCAUCGUUGGAAUUCCUCGGCCACAACGUGUCGGCGGAUGGCAUUUCACCGCUCCCGUCAAUGGUACAAGCCGUUUAA
Messenger RNA from Ornithodoros turicata, 1428 nucleotides. RefSeq lists its product as uncharacterized. NCBI's taxonomy places the organism in Eukaryota, Metazoa, Arthropoda, Arachnida, Ixodida, Argasidae. The transcript has 4 exons. Gene Ontology annotation, biological process: proteolysis. Bases 1 to 1428 code for a protein of 475 amino acids. The record is from RefSeq and is a predicted model, not a curated record. Gene Ontology annotation, molecular function: aspartic-type endopeptidase activity.